UUUGUAGAGGUACUCCUGUGGUGCCUGAUUGGAUCUUUCAAGGGAAGUUCUCUAGGGACCUGAGGGUAGCAGACCCAGCCCCUGUCCCAGCCUUGCCAUUGGUCCCAUUGCUGUGCUCCUGGGACUGCAAAGUGUAAAGGAAUGGACGCAGUUUCAUACUGGAGGGAGGUAGUCCUUGUGGUUUCACAAUAGCCAAUACAGACAGCAAUUUCUCCAUACCAAUGAAAAUGUGUGUAUUUGUCUUGGCUCAGUUUUUUCUUUUACUUGGUCAGUUUGCAAACCUAAGCUGGAAUCCACCCUUUGGCAUUGUGCUGUGAGACAGUGUUAUCAAAAGCAGCAUAUGUCGUAGCUACAAGCUCUUGACAUUUUUCUGCAACUACUUGAGGGGAGGAUUGGCAUUUUUUAACAUCUAUAAAUUCUUCCUACGCAGGUGCAAUGUCAUAAAUUCAAGCACAGUAUAUGGAAUGGUUUAUUGUUUUUCUUUUCUUUUUCCCUCCCAGAACACCCUAUGAAGUCCCAAAGCACAUACCAAUGGAAGGCCCUUUGCAAACCUUCGUUCAUGUGUGCCAUGAAAAUGGUCAAUGGAUGUCACAGUUACCAGAGAAGCUCUGGGAUAUUCCCCUCUAUAACUUAGCUCUUCCAGGAAGUCACGACACUAUGACCUACUGUUUGGAUAAAAGCUCUGCUGUUAGUGCCAAUGAGUCCAAGUUGGUGAAGUUUUUAAACAAAUGUCUGCCCUGCAUUGUGCACCCCAUUAUCAUGAAGUGGUCUAUAACACAGGUCCUGACUGUGACAGAGCAACUUGAGGCUGGAGUUAGAUACCUGGAUUUCAGGAUCGCCCACAAGGCUAAUGAUCCUUCUAUGAAUUUGUACUUCGUGCAUAUGGUUUACACAACUGUUACUGUGCAGGAUAUUCUGUGGGAAAUAUUGAGGUGGUUAGAAACUCAUCCUCAGGAAGUUGUUAUCAUAGCCUGCAGGAAUUUUGAUGGAUUAACCAAAAGACUUCAUAAUCAUCUUGUUGCCUGUAUAAAAGAGAUUUUCCAGUGUAAACUGUGUCCUAGAAAUGUGGUGCCAACACUGCGGACCAUGUGGCACCUCGGCCACCAGGUUAUAGUCUCGUACGAAGAGGUGGUGGAACUGGAGAAGCACUGUGAGCUGUGGCCCCCCAUCCCAUACUGGUGGGGAAACAAAACAUCCACUCGUGCUCUUAUCCGGUAUUUGGAGCGCAUGAAGCGCAUGGGCCGGCCAGGAAAAUUCUUUGUGGCAGGGAUUAACCUGACUGAAAAUUUAAGGUAUAUUCUCGUACACCCAUUUGGAUCAUUGAAGAAAAUGACACUCCAGAGUCUUCCAUGUUUGAAAAUCUGGAUAAAGCAGCAGUAUCCAGGACCAAAAAAAAAAUGUAUUAACAUCAUUGCUGGAGACUUUAUAGGAAACAAUGAUUUUGUCAAAGAUGUGAUAGAACUUAACACAAAAAUUAAUCCUCCAUUGCACUGUCAAAGUGAAGUGGAACAAAUAGCAUUUAAUUCUCAGCUUCUUAAUCUAUGAAAAGUUGAAAAGGCUUUGUCUGCAUUUAUUGUGCCCUGCUGUAAACAUCCUGAAUCCCAUAAAGGUCCACUUAAUUUAAACCAGGAAUGCUUUCAGGGCUUAGUAGGAAAAGGUCUCUCAACACCAUCAGGGUUUUGAAGCCUUUGGACAGAAAAGAGGGCAGGUACCUUGCUGAAGUCUCUAAAGAACUAUGGCAUAGGUGUAAUUUUUUUUGGAGAUGCUCUGAUUCUGUAGCAGCUGGCACAACUGAAAGUCUCAAGAACUCAAUCUUAUUUUACAUAGGACUAAGAAGGAGGAAAAUGUAAGUAGUUGCAUGAUUUAGUGGUAAGAUUUUAUCUUUCUUAUAAUUGUAAGGAUAUUCUGCACUAAUUGCAACCCAAAUUCUUACUCUUUUAUAUCAGUCUGAAAUUGACUUGCUGAUUUUCAUAGUUUCUGUUAAAUAAACAAAAGGAACAGUUUAAAAUACUUUUGAUAUAUCAGAGAUGAUGCACUGACAAUCCAAUUUGAAAUGAUCUUAUACAUACACACCAAUGCGCUGAGUAUCAGUUGUGAGCUACCUUACAAACAGGGUAGCCCCAAAAUUAUUUGGAAUUUUUAAAAAGUAAUUGAAUUUGCACUUAGUCACACCAGUUCUGCAGGGAUAAAGAUACCAAAACGAGGCCCUUUCACAGUUUGUCAGUGGCAGUUAAACAUUUUACUAGGUGUUGCCUAAGUAUGCCUUACUCUGAAAAUAAACACAGAGGAAACAAACUCCUGAUCUUAACUUAAACUGCCCUAGAAAUACAGAUUCUUGGCUUCUAUCAUGCUCAUUUGGGGGUUCACACCUGGUCUUUUAUUUAGCUAUUUUAGUAGCUCUGCAAUUAUUUUUCCUCUCACUAAGUAGCUUUUGCGUGUGUCAAAACUAAGAGGUUUAUGCUAUUUCCCAUUGCAUACUAAUUCUGUUUUUCUAAAUGAACUGUGUAAUAACAGAUCAUCAUGAAAGCAAGAGAAAUGUCAAGCAUCAGGACUAAAAUAAAACCAAUUAUUGUUUAAAGUUCACUAUGCAACUUCAUCCAUAUACCUCACUUUUUAGAUGCACUUUAUAUACAAAAGCUAAAUUCAGAUGUCUGCUAAUGUUUGCAGAAGUUUUUCUGCCCAUCUUUUGUGUCCUCUUUUGUACCUUUGUUAUUCUCAAUAAAACUUGAUCUCUCUCUGUAA
This is a messenger RNA of Motacilla alba alba, 2742 nucleotides long. It is a transcript of the gene PLCXD1, whose product is annotated as phosphatidylinositol specific phospholipase C X domain containing 1. Gene Ontology annotation, molecular function: phosphoric diester hydrolase activity. The transcript is spliced from 6 exons. Lineage: Eukaryota; Metazoa; Chordata; Aves; Passeriformes; Motacillidae. Gene Ontology annotation, biological process: lipid metabolic process. Bases 460 to 1545 code for a protein of 361 amino acids. The record is from RefSeq and is a predicted model, not a curated record.